Echinostoma caproni is the source of this 366-nucleotide messenger RNA. The record is from the annotation of a GenBank genome assembly. Lineage: Eukaryota; Metazoa; Platyhelminthes; Trematoda; Plagiorchiida; Echinostomatidae.
AUGGAUUUCGGUCAGCCUUCAUUAACCUCUCGAUUCACCAUCCGGGUUCAUGUGGCCGAUGUGAAUGACAAUGCGCCGGGAUUUACGCAAGCAAACUAUCAACUUUCUGUGGAAGAAAACAGACCCAUCGAUACUGUGCUGGAACGGUUUACGGCUACAGAUCUAGACAGUGGGCGAAAUGCGGAAAUCGAGUAUUUUCUUGACAAUGCCGGUAUGGAAUAUUUUCGGAUUGAUCCGAAAGAUGGAACGCUGUACACAAAAACUAGUUUCGAUCGUGAAAUUCGACAGAAAACCAUCCCACUGGCUGGUUCGGAAUCUGCUCUGCCGAAAGAGAACAAACAGGCCGUUCAUAACUCAAUCGAAUAA